AUGGCCAUCAUUUCAGCCACCAGGCGCCCCCGGCCCGAUGAUGACGGCACCGGCGACGGGGCCGGCGCACCCAACGCCGGCGGGCCCAUGUCGCACCUGGCCAGGCAUGGGCGCCCGGCCAAGCGCCAUGCCGGCCCCGACCGGACCACCGUCUGCCCGAACCUCUCGCCCUCGCUGAAAGCUUGUCGUCGGCCAGGGCACGCGCUGCAGGGCGAGCCCCCCCUCGCUCCUGGAGACACCCCCUCCUCCGAGCUCUUGCUUCUGAGUGACAGCGAGUGCCAACUAGACGAGGAAGGCCCCCGCGGGCUGCUCUUUGCAUCGACGUCCCUGGCCACACUCCGGUCACCUGCGCCGCAGGGCCCGCUGUCGGAGCCGCCACCCCUGGUUGCCGCGCCGCCGCCGCCGCCGCCGCCAUCGUCGUCGUCGUCGCAGCAGCAGCAGCAGCAGCAGCAGCAGCAGCAGCAGCAGCAGCAGCAGCAGCAGCAGCAGCAGCAGCAGCAGCAGCAGCAGCAGCAACAGCCACACUCCUCCUCGGGUCCGAUCCAAAGCCACAUCCCCACCGGUCCCCAAACGCCCCCGUUGGCGGCGACGGACACGGCCAUGACGCCUCGGCGCCCUGGGCCCGGGUCGCCGGUCGGCUCCUGCCCCGAGACCCCUGGCAUGGUGAUCCACUACCCGGCGUCUCUGCACCCGAUGGCCGCCACCCCACCGCCCCCGACCCCGCCGUCCAGCUUCUCCCUGCUCCAAGCCCUGCCCACCGAGAUCAUGGACCAGGUCCUGAGCCACAUUUCCUGCGCGGCCACCAUCGCCGCGCUGGCCACCACCAGUCGACGCAUGGCCUUCAUGGCGACUCGCUGGCCAGGCUUCAAGUACAUCCAGCUGAAGGGCCACAUCUGUCCCGAUCGGAUAUACUACUUCCUGCGCAAGCAGCCGGAGCUGCUGAGCAUCUGCGUGUCACGGCCACGCGACUCCCCCCGACGCCCGGUGGAAUCGGUCUUGACGCCGGUGCCGCUGGUUUGCCGCGGCCUGCGUGUGCUCCAGCUCCACUCGGCCAAGCUCCCGGCCGAGACGUGGGCCUUCCUGAGCAGCUGCCAGUUCCCGGACCUUAUUUUUUCAAAUCUCCCCCGGCUGCAGAAGCUCCUCCUGAAUGACAUCACCGACAUCCAGCCCAGCGACAUCCUCCCCCUGGUGACCGGAGCCCGGGGUCUGCCCCCGCCCCCGCUGGCCCUCCUCAGCAUCCGCCGGUCUCGGCCACUCAUCCUCCCGUCGGCCCUGCCGGUGCUGACUCGCCUGCGAUCUCUGCGCGUGCCGGCGCGCCGGUCCUCGGCCAUCCGGGUGCUGCCCCUUCGAGAGGACCGAGGCGAUCCCAAGCCCCAGGCCCCCGACGGACUGGACCUGCUCCAGUCACCCUUCGACAUUGACCCAUCGAUAUUGCUGGUGCUUGAGUGA
Messenger RNA from Fonticula alba, 1449 nucleotides. RefSeq lists its product as hypothetical. The record is from RefSeq and is a predicted model, not a curated record. Lineage: Eukaryota; Rotosphaerida; Fonticulaceae. The coding region runs from base 1 to 1449 and encodes 482 amino acids. The transcript has 5 exons.